Molecule: messenger RNA, 1293 nt
Organism: Phytophthora infestans T30-4
Lineage: Eukaryota; Oomycota; Peronosporomycetes; Peronosporales; Peronosporaceae
Exons: 2
Coding region: 13-1194 (393 amino acids)
Biological process (GO): protein N-linked glycosylation
Cellular component (GO): membrane; oligosaccharyltransferase complex
Source: RefSeq, a predicted model, not a curated record
UAGAGACUGACGAUGGCGCUAUCGACUCGGCUGCUGGCCGCAUGCGGCGCGUUGCUGCUGCUGCUUUCGCUAUCAGUGGAUGCUGCUCUCAAUGUCAACAUGAAGUUGGCCUCGUCGCACGUGGCGCUGACGCCUGAUGCGCUGGAGGUGGCUGUCUUGGUGACGCCCAAGCAGCCCAAACUGAAGCAGCUCUCGCUCGAGACGCUCGUGGACACCACGGGCACCGCUGUACUCUCCGGGCUGACACUCAAGGGUGACGGUAGUAAGUUCGUGACUAAACUGACAGGCGACCAGAAGCUGCAGGCAGGCAUGUACAAGCUCAAGGUGUCGGCGGUGGAUGAGGAGACUAAGCAGAGCGCCUACGAGGUGCUGCAGCUUAAGGUGACGACGCCUGUGGAGGUGGCAAGCGCCUCGGCUAACGGUAAGAAGCUCAAGCUGGGAGACAAGCUCAUGGGUCAGAACUUCAACGCCGCUGCGGAGGACACGCUCAAGUUGGAAGUGAAGCUGCAGCAGGUACACGACAAGUCGCCUAUGGCUGCGCACCAGGCUUUCCUCCGUUUCACGCACCUGAGGGAAAAGACAGACACGUACUUUGUGCUGACAGCCGAUACCCUCCUGACUCACAGCACGACGCUGCAGUUUGCGGCUCUAAGUAAGAAGUUUGGCUACAUGUCGGGUGAGCACCACGUGGAGCUUAUCCUGGGCGCCUCCACGUUCGAGAAGGCGAUUGUAUGGGACCUGGGCAACGUGGAGCUGCAGCUUGGCGCUGCACCGCCUGAGACGCCCUCACCGCUCUACAAGAAGCACUUGCUGUACGAGAGUGACACGACGCUCAAGGCUCUGCCCGAGAUCCAGCACGUGAUGCGCGAGCAGGACCCUCGACCGCCUGUAGCUGUGUCUCUGGCCUUCAUGGGCGCCGUUCUGGCCCCUUUGGCGUUCUUCGUGCCGUAUGUGGCGCGUCUGGGACUCAACUUGAAGCGCCUGUUCGAGGGCUCUGUGUUUGUCUUUGGCUGCGUGUUCCUAGCGUCACUGGGCGGUAUUUUCGCUCUGUUCGGCUUGUACUGGCUGGAGCUGACCAUGUUCCGCACGCUGGGCUUUCUCAGCAUCUUGGGCUCUGUGAACCUCUGGUCCGGCCACUUGACGCUCAAGCGCCUUGCUGAAGCUCCUGCCAAGAAGACCACCAAGGUGGAGUAGACCAGACGACUCGAUAAACGAAGGAGAAGGACGUCAUUUGCCCAUUAACCACAAGGCAAAAGAUGUGCACGGAUAAAAUGAAGGGAAGUUUGUGUGCCU